Molecule: messenger RNA, 6811 nt
Organism: Trematomus bernacchii (emerald rockcod)
Lineage: Eukaryota; Metazoa; Chordata; Actinopteri; Perciformes; Nototheniidae
Gene: rlf
Product: RLF zinc finger
Exons: 10
Coding region: 1-6330 (2109 amino acids)
Biological process (GO): regulation of transcription by RNA polymerase II
Cellular component (GO): nucleus
Molecular function (GO): DNA-binding transcription factor activity, RNA polymerase II-specific; DNA binding
Source: RefSeq, a predicted model, not a curated record
AUGAUACUGAACAGGAUACGGCAUGCCAUCGACCCUCACCUGAGGGAGAACCAGAAUGGCUUUCGAGAGGGGAGAACCACCGUAGCCCAGAUCUUGGCACUAAGGAGAAUGAUCGAGGAGGUGAAAAAGGAUAACCUGACUGCGGUACUGUGCUUUAUCGACUUCAAAAAGGCAUUUGACUCGAUCCACAGAAGCACAAUGGUGAAGAUCCUUGAGGCAUACGGUGUCCCUCCCAACCUACUCCGGGCAAUAGAGACCAUGUACGCAGGAACAAGGGCCAAGGUGGUGACCCCAGAUGGCAACAGCGAGGAGUUUGACAUCCUGGCUGGGGCCAUCAGUGGACGAGAGCAGAAUCUUGGCUUCACUCUAACACCAAGGAGGUCGAGACGAUACCCCACAGUUGUCCUGACAGACCUGGACUAUGCGGACGACAUCAGCCUGCUCUCCGACAGCGUGGAACAAGCACAGGAACUCCUGAACAGAGUGGAGUUAGAGUGUGCCAAGGUGAAGUUCACCACACAUAAAAUAUUCCGACAGCCCGUGAAGGCAGCGUCAGACUGCACUGCAUACGCGCGGUGUAGAGGAGCGAAGAUGGCGGAGAGUGUGGAGCCGGAGCAGGACUGGAUGGUCCGGGCCGACGACACCCUGGUUGCAAUGGAAACCCUGCUGGCUACACUUAGAGCCUUUGAAGACGUGCUCAGGCAACAAGAUCUAUCCAUAGCAUCUUCCACGGAGUACUGCGACAACUUCUGUCAGGCACUCAUGCACUAUGCUGGGAGCAGGAACUCUAUGGAGCAUGGUCUGCCUCUUCUGGAGGUCUACUGUCUGUCCAUUAGCUGUUUCGCUGCGGCCCGAUCCCACCUCACUGCAGACUCCGACAGAGUGGCCCUUGUUUUGAAGAGACUUGCUUUGAGCUGUUUUGAACUAUUGCUGUCAGUGCCUGAGAAUGAAAUCCCGUAUGAAGCCUGGGUUCAAUUCCACCACUCUGUUCAGAUUGCCCAUGAUACCUUGCUACAGUAUGGAAGCACAGACCUCCAAGCUUUACUCCAGAUCACAGGAGAGGGAGGCGCGUGGAGCAACGCUGUCCUCACCUCUCUCCUCACCGGCCAGACCACAAACCCAGAAGAAGUUAAUGCAUACAUCAGCUUGGAGGGCGAGGGCUUCAUGGAGAUGCGCGUGAAGCACCUGGAGAAGAUGGGCGAAGUGGCUAAAGCCGUGGUGCUGGCCAAAGCCUGCACUGAAUGCAGCUUCAUCUCCAACCAAGCUACCUUCCGUCAAACCUUUGUCUUCCUGCUCUGUCACCUGCUGCCCAAUGAAGAGGCCAUCAUGGAGAUAUCAAGACUUGACUGUAAGGACGUAUUGGAGAUCACAUGUACUUUGGAGUCUGAGGGGGAGGAGAACCACGCCUUCAUCUUGUGCACAACUUUCCUGACACAGCAGCUUCAGCAGCAGAGCCUGUACUGUUCCUGGGAGUUGACUCUGUUGUGGAGUAGGCUUCAGAGGAGGAUCGACCCCUCGUUGAUGUCCCUUCUGGAAAGAUGCCUUCAGCUAGGUGCCAUUGCCAAAACGGUCCUGCAUUUGCUUUGCCUCGUCCGUAUCAUUCAGACAGAGACGCAGGAAAUGGGGAUACCUGCCUCAGUAGAACUUUGUGUCAAAGCACUUCAACUUCCAAAGCAAGAUGACUCAGAAACCAGGAUCUCUGUCUGUAAGAGCGUGUCCUGCCUUCUUCCAGGAGACCUUGAAGUGUUGCGUGCCUGCCUUCUCACAGAAUUCAUUCUUUGCCCAAGCCCGGAGGUCUUUGGGUCCUUGAAGGAGCUUUACUUGCGCCCCGACCAAAAAAAUGACCAGGAAAGCGAGGUAAUUCCCAACUCACUACGCUGCGAGUUGCUAUUAGCUCUGAAGGCAUACUGGCCGUUUGACCCUGAAUUCUGGGACUGGAAAACUCUGAAAUAUCACUGCGUCUCCCUUCUGGGGUUGAGGCCGGAGUCAGAGGGGGAAGAGGAGGAGGCAACAGACAAUCGAGAGAAAAGUACACAACCUGAGCCUCAGGGAGUCGCAGUGAAAGUAGAAUCUGAGCAUCAAAAGAUGAUCAAUGGAAGUGUUGAUGGUGAUAAUGAGCAGAAGGAUAACAAGCAGGUUUCUAACUCACCAGAAAUUGAAGGAGAAUCGGAGUCAAAGAAACACAAGUUCUGUUGUAAGAUUUGUAAGAGGUCGGUCAGUGACACCCAAAUCAUUCACCACUCCAAGAGGCACGGAGAGGGCAACAAACACCCCUGCCCCGUGUGCUUGGAAAAGUUUAAGAGCAGAAAGGUUCUUGUUCCUCAUCUAAAACAACACAUGCAGAGUAAAACUAAUCUCAACAUAAAGAAAGAAGAUGAGCAGAAACGGGUGGAUGAAGAGGAUGAUAUUAUUGAACCAGGGGAGAUCACUGUUGACCCUUCCCUAAUGCAGUACUACAAAUCCACACAUGAUCCAGAGGUGCUGCAACACAUCGUGCAACAAGCCAAAACGGUGAAAGAGAAGAAUUUAGAUGAUGACGAGUAUGUAACGUUUGAGUACAUUGACCAACACUUCAACCUGCAGAAUCGGGACGAGUAUCCAUGUCCAGGAACCGGCUGCACUCGGAUUUUUAAACAUUCCAAGUACUUGUAUGUUCAUUUAAAGUCAGAGCACAGAGGUGAUGACAAUGUAAAACAUUUUCAGCAGAUGAGAGACAAGCGUGAGAAGUGUGUUUUUUGCAGACGCCAUUUAUCCUCCGCACACCAUCACCGCAAACAUCGAAGAGUCCACUAUGGAGAUCGGCCUUACAUGUGUGUGGUUAUGGGUUGUGGCGCUAAAUUUAGGACUUCCAUCGAGCUUGUCACGCACAAACAGACCCACGGCUUCCACCUCAACUACCAGUGUGAGCUCAAAGGCUGCUACGUCAUCUGCUCCGACUUGGGACAAAUCUACCACCAUGAAGCACAGCAUUUCAGAGAUGCAGCCUUUACAUGCCCAAGCGCUGAAUGUAGUAAAUACUAUCUAUCCAAAAAAGAAUUCAUAAACCAUUUAUCCACACACAACAUCACCUUCUCUGAAAAAGACUUUGAGGCCCAGAGGAAGGCGAGGCGGAAACUUCUUAAGACGCUUACUACUGAAGCGUCAAACCGCCUUAAUAAGUCAAGUGAUGCAGCAGAGACUGAAAAUGGAGAUGUCCUAAACUCUUCCUCAACAAGUUGUGCCUCCUCUUUGCAAUCACCUGAUGGUAAGGAGCCCAAAACAACAAUGACCCUGGUGGCUGUGUGUUUUGAUGGAAGUAAGUUUACUUGUGGUUUUGAGAAAUGUGGCAUGACUUUCUCCAGAGCCAGAGAUGUCCAGAGGCAUCUUAAGUGUGCCCACCCAGAACACCUCAAACUGGAGAACAAAGAACACAAACAUGACAAAGACAGGGGCUCAAAGUCCAAAGGGAUGAAGACUGAAACUGAGCCUGACUGUGAGGAAGAGGGAAAAGGGGAGCUCUUAACUCCAUUUCAACCCAAGAAGGCAGACGAAGAAAGAAAAGAAGAUGCUGAACCCCAAAUCAACGAAACAAACUCUCCAAGCUUUCAAACUAAAACUGAUGAUCUGAGUGAAGUCCUUAUUGGGCUCAGUAAACUGGACCUGAAUUCAUUAUCUCCUCACAGUGUGCCAAUUGAGCCCCCUGAGUCCAACCCAGAGUCAAAAGAAUCCAACACAUCUCUCCAUCAGGCCAUCAUGGCAAAGCCUCCUGUUGUGCUGCUUCGGAAGAGGGCCCUUCAAGUGCCAGAUGAAAAGGUAGAAGUCAAAACUGAAAAAGUAUCAGAUGAUGAUGAAGAAGGUGAUGCCGAAGGUGAAGGUGACGCUGAAGGUGACGCCGAAUCAUUGGCCAGUGCUAAGCCCUACGUCUGUGAGAUGAAAGGUUGUGACUUCAGGACCGCUCAGAGUUACAGCUUACAGCGACACUAUAACAACUUACAUGGCCGCUCUGUUGAACAGGCAAGAAGGUUGACUUCUCUGAAAACAACAUCGUUUAAACCUUACAUCUGCCAGCUUUGCUCCAAAAGUCACAGAGAAAAACGUGACAUGAGGGCCCACUAUAUUCAGAUACAUAACCUGAAUCCCACUUUGGUCAACAAAAUAAGCUGUAUACAGCACGAGGGGAAAAAAAACACUUCAAUGCGUGCAUCUCUCAACCUGAAGAAGCAUGGUCUUAGCGUAUGGAAAAAAGAGAUCCCCAAGCUGCAACGCCAACCAGAGAAACAAAACUCAACGGUGGUAAGCGAAAAUAAACUAAACAUUGACAAUCCCUCACCAUCUGAAGAUGGAGGAGAGGGUAAAGCUGAGGGUAAAGCUGAGAGUAAAGAGGAAGACAAAGCACAGAAGGGAGAAAGAGGGGACAGGACAACACAACAGGUCAGGACUACAAGACGAUUGGUAACCAAAAGUAAUCUCUGCUAUAUACUGGAUAAAUUCAGUAAACCCUUUCAUUGUGUAGCAAAACAUUGUGAUGCCGCUUUUUCCACCCAGGCGGGCCUCGUGCGCCACCUACAGUUGAUACAUCAUUACAAUCGCUCUCAACUCCUUUUGGAAAAAGAUUUUGAGACGCAUCACAGACCAGAAGCCAGAAAAGAGCCCACCAAGAAAAGGCCUCUUCCAAACUUAGAUGAACCUCAGCCCCAAUACAAGUGUCACUUUGCCAACUGUCAAUCUUCCUACCACCUUAAAAGCAGCCUAGUGCGUCACACUCGGGAUUCUCACUCACAACCUUCAGAGCCGAUAAGGUGCAAGUUUGAAGGCUGUACAAAAGUGUUCAGCCAUAAUGAUGCACUUAAAAAACAUGCGCUUUAUAGUCACUGCGAGUACUAUGAUUCACUGGUGGUACGUCUGCAGAGCACUCACAAAAAGUCAAUUACUGGAUGCCAAAAAAAGCUAAUUGUUGCACCACAGAGUCCUCAGAAAGAAGAAUCUGGAUCAACUGCCGCACAGGCUGAGGGAUCCAGUUCAGAGCCUGAUGGGACCACCCAGUCACAGGAAACGGGUGAGGAAGCUGUUGAUGACGUGAAAAACAGAGAAAAAAGGCAACCGAGGUAUUGUUUCAGCCGUUAUGUCUUCAGAUCUCACGAAGAAGCGUUACAGAUGUGCCAAGACCGUGGUUUGCGCGAGGCCUACCCAUGCAUGAUGCAGGACUGUGAUUCUGUCGUCAAGUACUUGAAGAGCUUGCAGCGUCACUACCUGAGGACUCACAGCAUGCGUCGGGAUGAUAUCUGUAAACAUAGAGAUAAGCUGGUUAAUAAUGCUGAGCAGCUGGAGGAACUGAUUCAGAGGAAGUCAGCCAGGACAACUGUUACAGGAGCAUGUUCCCCUAAUGGGGUUCGCAAAAUGGAGUAUCAGGCAGAGCCAGAAAACACAGGGGGGCAGCCUGCGCCCAUGAGCUUACACUCCAUCAAGGCAGACACACAGGAGGAGGAUAAUGACAACCCAAUGGGAUUCCCAGAGGAGGAAGAGGAGGAGCCGCCACCUGUUGAGAGAAAUGGUGUCCUUGUUGGUGCAGAUGAGGUGCUUUAUGGUGAGCCGAGCACCGGAGGUCACACUGAAGGCUCUGCUGCUGCUGCUGCUGCUGCUGCUGCUGCUGCUGCUGCAGCAGCAGCAGCAGCACAGAACAGCCAGAAGCAGGAAGAGAGAUUAAGCUUGGAUCAAAUCAAACCUCUUCUUCGAUCCCUCACUGUUGACCUCUCGCCACCCUGCUCACUGUGCAUAACUGCUGUGGACGGCCUUCAAGACUCGUCAGGCAGCAAGGAUGGGGGUAAACUGGCUCCGUUGCCCACCCCUCCUGUUCGCCAGCCACUAAAACGAAAAAAUGAAUUGUCUGAACCACCCUUAAACUUGAAAGAGACUCAACCUUGUAGCCCCUCUCCUCUCCCAUUUGACAUCACAACUUAUAAGCCUAUAGGCUUUGAGUCUUCCUUCCUGAGGUUCAUACAAGACACGACGCCGAAAGACAAAAAUGCGCCGGCAGCGAAACGGCGAGACUCUUUCAGACGUGGUUGUUCAGUAAAAGAGAACAACCAGCUGAGAAUCUCUCGCAACCGUAGACGCACUCAAUCCCCACUGCUGAAGCCCCACGCUAUGACUCGAGACUUUACAUCUGUCCAAAACUUGAAGUCCAUCUUGGACAAAGCCUUGGCGGGGUGUGGGGACCUGGCUAUUAAGCAGCUCCAGUAUCUGAGACCUGUGGUGGUGCUGGGGAGGCCGGUGUGCAGCACCACCCUGCCGGACAUCUUCCCAUCAGACACCAACAAUUGCGAACUGCUCCUCGGAAGUAAGUUCAACUGAGCACCUUUUUAACAUAGCUAUGGAAAAUUAUUUUGUACUUUCACAAGUUGAUCAGUAUUUAGUUUUUCUCUCAAAUAUAGUAUUAAGUUUUUGCUGUUUGUUUUUUUAUUUGCCAAACUGAAGAAUCAUAUAAAAGUGAAUUAGCAUUGCAAUGAAAAACAAGUGUAAAUAGUGCAUAUUCUUUUUAGACAUCACAAAUGUAUAUACUGUGGUCCUCCAGGAUACAUGUACAGAUGUUCAGAUUGUUAGAAAUGGUCAGUAGUGUAUUGCAAGACCUUCUCAGUUGUGUGAACUUGUGACUGAAAGAAAACAAUUCCUUACUACAAAGAUUUUGAGGAAUAUGUUUGGUUAUUUUCACCUCAGUUUAUAAUAAAUAAGUGUUGGGAUGCAGUGUACAGAUGUUGGCAGACAUGUAUGUAUGUAUGUAUGUAUGUAACACUUUUUAAAGAAAUAAAUGUGGAAACAAAUAUAAAGCCCUUAA